Messenger RNA from Bicyclus anynana (squinting bush brown), 1022 nucleotides. RefSeq names its product glutathione S-transferase E14. The transcript is spliced from 5 exons. Gene Ontology annotation, molecular function: glutathione transferase activity. NCBI's taxonomy places the organism in Eukaryota, Metazoa, Arthropoda, Insecta, Lepidoptera, Nymphalidae. The record is from RefSeq and is a predicted model, not a curated record. The coding region runs from base 365 to 961 and encodes 198 amino acids. Gene Ontology annotation, biological process: glutathione metabolic process.
AGAUUUUUCUAAAUUUUUUCCGCUAAGUGGUUAAAAAGGGGUUGAAAUUUUUUAAAUAUAAAUCGUUUAUCUACAUUAAAGUGGGCGGAUAAUUGUGCCUCUAGUAAAUUUAGAGUUAUGUGAAGUUUUUGUAAAAUGUAUGUUGUUUUGUAUUUAUCAUACAUGCACAACACAUGCCAAAAUAUAAAUAGCAGGGGCUGAAAGUUUACAUAGAUUACCACGCGUGUCCGCUAGUGUCAUCUAUUACAAAUAGUGUUUGUUGGUUGCUUUAGGCUGAAAAACAACCUACUGAAUAUGUAGGAAUCUUGCCAUAAAUAAACCAACUCUUUAUGGUGAUGAAAUAUCUCCGCCAGUUAGAUUUAUAAUGAUGACGGCGUCUAUUCUAGGAAUCGAUUUAAAUUUUUACAAAAUCGAUUUAUUCAAAAAUGAAAAUAAGAGUGAAUAUUUUACAAAGAUAAAUCCACUUCAAAAAGUUCCAGUGCUAAUGGUUGGAGACAUUUCAAUAUGCGAUAGCCAUGCUAUUGCUAUCUACCUUUGCCAUAUAUGUAAUGGCAGUAGUCUCUAUCCAAAUGAACCAUUGCUUAGAGCUAAAAUCAACCAAAUGUUAUUUUUCAAUUCCAGCACUUUAUUUCGGAUUGAUAGUGAAAUAUUGUCUGCUUAUUUUUCUCAACAAUGGCCUGUCAAUGAUAAGAAAAUUGAAGAAUGGUUAUUGGCGCUGGAUUACUUGGAAUAUAAUUUAAAUAAAAAUAUAUGGUUAAACGGCACUAAGAUGUACCUUGCCGAUAUCUGCACAUUUCCUGUGGUCACAUCAAUGGCACAAUUAUUUGUACUAACAGAUCGUCAUCCUAAAGUAAGACAGUGGAUAAAAAAGUUUGAGAACUAUCCAUUUUACGAGAUAAAUAAGAAAGGUUUGUCUGAUUUGCAGAACUUUAUUGACGUGAUAAAGAAUGGUAAAAGUUAAUUUUUUGUUGAUGUUUAUAUUAAAAUAAUAGACCAACUUUUAAUAUUUUUUUUAUUACAUG